GCCUCCACUCACAGUGAUCCUCCUGCCUCAGCUUCCCAAGUGCUGGGAUUACAGUCGAUUGCAUCUGCAGACAUGGAUUUUAACCAGUUGGAGGCAUUCUUAACUGCUCAAACCAAAAAGCAAGGAGGGAUCACAUCUGACCAAGCUGCUGUUAUUUCCAAAUUCUGGAAAAGCCACAAGACAAAAAUCCGAGAGAGCCUCAUGAACCAGAGCCGUUGGGAGGAUGGACUUCGGAAUCUGAGCUGGAGAGUUGAUGGCAAGUCUCAGUCAAGGCACUCAGCUCAAAUACACACCCCUGUUGCCAUAAUAGAGCUGGAAUUUGGGAAACGUGGACAGGAAUCUGAAUUUCUAUGUUUGGAAUUUGAUGAGGUCAAGGUCAACCAAAUACUGAAGAAGCUCUCAGAAGUAGAAGAAAGUAUCAACACACUGAUGCAACCAGCCUAACUGAAGAUGAUGUAGGAAAGAGUUGGAAUUAUAAAACAAAGGUGUUUGUAAUCCCUCCCCACUUUUUACAGUCCUGUUCCCCCAUUGGUAAUAAAUCCUCAAAGUCAAAUUUUA
Messenger RNA from Heterocephalus glaber (naked mole-rat), 558 nucleotides. NCBI's taxonomy places the organism in Eukaryota, Metazoa, Chordata, Mammalia, Rodentia, Bathyergidae. The record is from RefSeq and is a predicted model, not a curated record.